UUUUUUUUUUCUUUGGCAUUGCAUUCAGAAGUAACACGCUGAUCCCAGACAUAUUACACUCUCUUAAGGUCUGCCAUGUCAGAUUACAUCCUCAGCCCACAAAUCGCCAGGGGUUUGUCCGACAAGCUCUAUGACAAACGCAAGAGUGCAGCUCUUGAGGUUGAGAAAAACAUCCAUGGAUAUAUCUACCACGACCAGAAGGACAAGAUAGCGAAGACGAUCUCGGCCCUUGUUGAGGACUUCGUGUAUUCGCUCUCACCCAACGCUCGCAAUGGAGGCUUGAUUGGAUUAGCUGCUGCUUCCAUCUCUCUUGGAAAUGGCGUGCCCUCGUAUCUUGACCGCAUUGUACCUCCAGUUAUCAUGUGUUUUGCCGAUCAGGAUUCAUGCGUUCGCUACUAUGCCUGUGAAAGUAUGUACAACAUUGCCAAGGUAGCAAGAGGCAGUAUCCUUCGGUAUUUUAAUGAGCUCUUUGAUGCCAUGAGCAAGCUUUAUGCAGAUCAAGAGUUAUCAGUCACUGGAGGUGCUGAAUUGCUUGAUCGUCUUGUCAAGGAUAUAGUGCAUGAACAGUCCGUUGUCUACUCUGGACCUAUCACUCAUAUUGACGAUCAGGAUCCACAGCAACUAGCAUUAUCUCUUCCUCGGGAAUCGCAGUUUUCACUUCCACGAUUUAUCCCUCUUCUUGCAGAACGUGUCUACAGCAAGAAUUCCCGGACCCGUAAUUACCUCGUCACCUGGAUUGAGGUAUUGGACUCAAUUCCCGACCUAGAGUUGGUUGCAUAUCUUCCCGAUUUUCUCGACGGACUACUCUACUUUUUGAGCGAUUCCAAUCCAGAUGUGAAGACUUUGACUCAAAAACUGUUAAACGACUUUUUAACUGAGAUUCGCGAGGUGGCGGAGCUUCAGCAACAACAGCAGCACGAACAAUUGCAAGCGCGUCUUAAGCAACUUCAAAUGCAAGAGGGUCAAAAGAGAUCGAGCUUUGAUGAUUUAUCUGUGUCUGGAGAUUUCGAUCUUUUGGAGAAUGAAUCUACAGGGCAUGGAAAGGGCAACUGGGUUCCUGGUCAAGGAGUUAAAGUUAACUAUGCAAAAAUUGUAAAAAUCUUGAAACCACAUUUGACAUCGACCGAUGAAGACAUUCAGGAGACCGCUUUGCGCUGGAUCAACGAAUUCAUGAGUCUAGCCAAGGAUGUCAUGAUUCAAUUUACACCAACUCUUAUACCUGCUGUUCUACCCUGUCUAGCUCAUUCGGUGGAUUCAAUUCGUGCAAUCGCCAAUGAAACUAAUUUGAGCUUGUAUACACUCGUGCUUGAGUCAGCGCUCCCACCGAAACCUCAACAUACAUCGUCGCCGUUAGACGUAAUAACUUCUGAGCGUCCACUCCAUCCUCCACGGUCACCGAGGAUUGAAGAUCGCUCGACUAUGUCCUUUGGAACAUCUGGGUCCCUUGCUUCAAAAAUCUCUGCCAACAGCGCUCCUAAAGAUCAAACAAAGGAUACCGUAGGUCGUGCCGCUUCACCUACUCCACAAAAGCCAGUGACCGAUCAGCUUGAGUUUGAUUAUGUGGCUACCGUACAUGCGUUGACACUUCAGUUCCUUAAUGAGCAUGAACAAACACGCAUUGCAAGUUUAGAAUGGUUGCUUAUGUUACACAAACGAGCUCCACACUUAAUCUUAGCAAUCGAUGAUGGCAGUUUCCCAGUACUGUUGAAGACCCUUUCUGACCCAUCUGAGGAGGUCAUCAAACGUGAUCUUCAGCUGUUAGCGCAAAUCUCUUCAUAUUCAGAUGACGCUUAUUUUUAUAACUUUAUGCUCAAUUUACUGUCAUUAUUCAGCACUGAAAACCAAUUGCUGGAGGUUCGAGGAAGCGUCAUUAUCCGACAACUUUGCGUGAGCUUAAACUCCGAGAAAAUAUAUAGGACUCUAGCUGAAAUUUUGGAAAAGGAUGAGGAUCUCGAGUUUGCAAACACAAUGGUCCAGAACUUGAAUAUAAUUCUUAUUACUGCCCCUGAACUGGCAGACCUGCGGAGGCGACUCAAAUCUACGGAUAGUCGAUCUAAUCCAAACUCAGAUGGACAAGCAUUGUUCACGGCAUUGUACAAGUCCUGGUGCCAUAAUCCUGUCUCCACCUUUUCUCUGUGCCUGAUGGCCCAAUAUUAUGAACACGCAGUCGAACUUCUUCAAACUUUCGCUGAAUUUGAGAUCACAGUAAAUCUUCUCAUUCAAAUUGAUAAGCUGGUACAACUAUUAGAGUCACCUGUCUUUACAUAUCUUCGACUCCAGCUUUUAGAGCCGGAACGAUACCCUCAUCUGUUCAAGUGCCUAUACGGGCUUUUAAUGCUUCUUCCACAGAGUACAGCCUUCGUCACGCUUAGAAACAGAUUGACGAGUGUUAGUUCGAUGGGAUUUAUUCACUUGGUUCCAAAGAUACCCAACAAGGGUAGUGCUCAAAGCAGCGCUCAGGGCAGCUCCCAGUCCUCAAGCACUGUCCCCGGGACUAUGGGGGCAGCAAGGGCAAAGGCGGGUGCCUUGGUAACGACUAGUGCAUAUGGAGGCAACAGUGCUAGCUAUCACACUGAAGGACCCAAAUUUGCAGAGCUGCUUACUCAAUUCAAGACAGUCCAGAUCCGCCAUGAGCGCUCACGUCGUCAAGCACUCCAAGCACAACUGCGCAUGAACACAUAUGGUAACAGCGGUUCUGGACUAGCUGGCACAGCUCACUAUAACCAACAACACUUAUAUUAUCAGAAACAUCAACAAAAACAUCAAAGAAAGCAUCAGCAGCAACUAGAGCACCUACAGCUCCAGCAACAGGUUCAGCACCAACAGCAGUUGUAUGGCCUUGCUCACCAACAGCAAUCUGGAGCUUCUGAAGGAUUCAAUUCAUCAUCCUCAUCGCGGUCUCACUACCAAGAUGGAGCUUACCAUAAGGACCAUAGUCAUCAGGCCGAAUCUUCUAAUGAUCAGGAUUAUGAACGUCAAGGCAGUAAUAAUGCAUCUGUACCUCGUCGGAAAACUCGUGACCGCCACAGCCAGUUUGAUAUUAUGCAGCAACAGCAACAGCAACAGCAACAACAACAGAGUCAGCAAAGCACAACUCCACUCAAUCAACGCACUUCAUUUACCAAGAGCAGUCAAGGCAAUGCUAACUCUCGAUCACAUGCAUCGAAUUCAGCCAGUACACCCCCACCAACGAAUCACUCUAUGACAGUAGCCUCCUCGUCUGCUGGGGGUGGUGUUGGUGGAUCAAGUCUAGGCACGAUCUCUCCAUCGGCAUCACCAGCUACUGGAAGUGGAAGUGGAUAGUGUUAUAAAUAUGUAAACUUUGGUCAAAAUAAAAGGGACUGCUUACGGAGCGAUUGUAGUAG
Molecule: messenger RNA, 3365 nt
Organism: Lobosporangium transversale
Lineage: Eukaryota; Fungi; Mortierellomycota; Mortierellomycetes; Mortierellales; Mortierellaceae
Product: vacuolar protein 14 C-terminal Fig4p binding-domain-containing protein
Exons: 8
Coding region: 76-3303 (1075 amino acids)
Biological process (GO): positive regulation of kinase activity; phosphatidylinositol biosynthetic process
Cellular component (GO): endosome membrane; PAS complex; fungal-type vacuole membrane
Source: RefSeq, a predicted model, not a curated record